UAGUCGUAUAGAUCUCUGGAUUCAAAGACUCAACUCAAAAGUCAACCCCUACGUUUCAUCUUCCAUUUAUCGUCAUUCUGAGAUCAAAACUCCAGUAAAGGGACAAUCCUCAUUCUUCAGUUCACCAAAUAGCAAUGGCUGAAAUCGUUGUUAGCGCUGUCAUCACUGUACUGUGUGAGAAGCUCAUCUCCGGUGACUUCAUGAAACUAGCUCGAUCCGAAGGAAUCGCUUCUCAUCUGAACAAAUGGAACAACACCUUGCCACUGAUCCAAGCUGUGCUUGCGGAUGCAGGCCAAAAGCAGAUAACAGCGAGAGCUGUUCGAUUGUGGCUGAACCGUCUCCAGGGUUUGGCUUACGACAUAGACGAUGUACUCGAUGAUUUGGCCACCGAAGCCAUGCGACGCCAGUUGAAUCAUGAAUCUCUUGCUAGCACGAGAAGAACGAGUAAGGUAUUAAAGAUCAUCCCAACUUGUUGUACUACUUUCACUCCUCGCAACCUUAUGUAUGGUCAACGGAUGAGCUCUAAGCUAGAUGAAAUUACCAUCAAACUGCAUGAUCUUGCUGAGGUGAAAACUGGUCUGGGCUUAAAUGUGAAUGUUGAGAGGUCAAAUAGAACGCAGAGACGGUUGGAGCAAACUUCAGUGGUUGAUGAGCACAUAAUAAUGGGUCGGGAAGGGGAUUCCGAGGCAUUGCUUGAGAAGUUGUUAGGAUAUGAAGCAUUAGAUCGGACUGUCAGCAUAGUGUCUAUUAUUGGUAUGGGUGGAAUAGGCAAAACUACUCUUGCCAAAUUUUUGUACAACAAAGACAGUGUGAUGGAUCACUUUGAACUCAGGGCAUGGGUUUGUGUUUCUGAACAGCUCGACGUAUUUAAUAUUAGCAAGGCUAUAUUUCAAGCAAUAACCCGGAAAAACAGAGAUUUUGCUAAUCUAGAUAUGCUUCAUGUGGCCCUUAAAGAAAGACUAAGUGGCAGAAGGUUCCUACUUGUUCUAGACGAUGUCUGGAACGAAGAUCAAAUUAAGUGGGACCUCCUGAAAAGCCCUCUUGUGGUAGGGCAAUCUGGCAGUAUAAUUUUGGUGACAACCCGGAAUAUGAGGGUUGCAUCGGUGAUGGACUCUGAUGAAGCUUACCAUUUAAAGCUUUUGUCAAAUGAAGAUGCUCUAUCUUUAUUUGCUCAACAUGCACUUGGUGAGAGAAACUUUGACAACCAUCCAACACUUGUAUUGCAUGGUGAAGGUAUUGUGAAGAAAUGUGGUGGAUUACCUCUGGCUUUGAAAACGCUUGGUAGGCUCUUGAAGGGAAAUAAAAACGGAGAUGAAUGGGAGAAGCUGUUGAACAGUGAGAUUCUUCCCAAGGAUCUAAGACUAAGCUACUAUAAUCUCCCUCCACAUUUGAAGCUGUUGUUUACAUACUGCGCCUUAUUUCCCAAGGGCUAUGUGUUUGACAAGAAAGAAUUAAUCCUACUGUGGAUGGGAGAAGGAUUUUUGUCCCAACUAAAUGACCACACGCCAAUGGAGAGUUUGGGUAAUCAGUAUUUUGAAGAGCUAAAGUCGAGGUCCUUUUUUCAACAUUCAACAAGUGAUGAAUUAAGAUAUACAAUGCACGGCCUGACAAAUGAUUUGGCUACAAGUGUUGCAGGAGAGUGUUUCUUUAGAUUGGAUGAUGAGAUGGAGGUAUCCAUCAGGAAUGGAACUUGUGUGAAGUCACGUCACUUUUCACUUAUAGGUCCAAGAUGUGGAUCAUAUAGAAAGCUAAAGGAAUUACACAGAGCUAGACACAUGCGCACUUUCUUACUGCUGUUAGAUGGGUUGGAAUGUCAGGGAUUAUUGGACAAGGUUCUUGCUGAUAUACUUCCUGGACUACAAUAUCUAAGGGUGCUAAGCCUGCGUACACCGAAAAUCACAGAGGUACCACAAUCCAUUGGUCGUCUCAUGCAUCUCCGGUAUCUCAAUUUUUCCUUUACUGCAAUAACAUGUUUACCGGAACAAGUGAGUGACCUUUAUAAUCUACAAAGCUUGUUGCUUCACGGUUGUUAUCGGUUAUCUGGCUUGCCAAAAAGUUUUGUAAAGUUGAUAAACCUGCGUCACCUUGACAUUACUGAUACUCCAAAGGUGAACAAGAUGCCCUUAGGGAUUGGUGGAUUAACGAGUCUACAAACUCUAACCAAGGUCAUUGUUGAUGGAGCAGACGGGUUCAAACUAUCUGAGCUUCAGGAAUUAUCAGAUCUUCAAGGUCAACUUUACAUUAAGGGGCUCGACAAAGUGAAAAACCCAAUACAAGCACAGGAUGCCAACAUAUAUCAAAAGAAGGGUCUUGAUGUGUUGGAGAUGGAAUGGAGUGAUGUGUUUGAUGAUUCACGGAAUGAGUUGGUUGAAUACGAAAUACUUGAAAGACUAAGGCCUCACCAUAAGUUGAGAACCCUGAAGAUUUUGUAUUACAAGGGAACAAGAUUUCCUAGUUGGGUGGGCGAUCCCUCAUUUGAUCGCUUAACAGAGCUCACAUUAUGUGGUUGUACAAGUACACAUUUACCCACACUCGGACGUCUAAAGUCACUUGGGAAAUUGAUUGUUACAAGGAUGAAGGAGGUGAUGAUUUUGGAAUUUGAGUUAUUUGCACCCACAAGUUCUUUUGGUGACAUUGCGUUUCCCUCACUUGAGUUUUUGGAAUUUGAUGACAUGCAAGGUUGGCAAAGAUGGUCAACUAGUGGCAACAACGACGAUGAACCUGCUAGAUCGUUUCCUCGUCUCCGUGAGAUUUCUAUAAAGCGUUGUCCGAAACUAGUUGAAGUGGCAAUUGGAUCGAUACCAUCACUUCGUGCUUUACAUAUAGAAGAAUGUUCCGCAGAAAUAUUAAGAAGCAUGAUUGGUUUGUCUUCAUCACUUUUUGCAUUGCGGAUGUCGAAUGUUAAAGGACUUACUGAACUACAUGGACAAUAUCUAAGACAUCUGGUGGCAGUUCAACAUCUACAUUUUGAUAAUUGUCAUGAAUUGAGAUACUUAUGGCUAGACGAAUCGGAGUCAUGCAGCCUUGCGAGUUUACAGAAGCUGGAGGUACAUAAUUGUGUCAUACUCAAGAGUAUUAUAUGUCCAAAUGGUGUUGAGAGGUUAGUGAUAAGUAAUUGUGAUUCAAUGGAAUCCUUGACCUUCUCAAUAAUUAGUGACAACCUCAUGGGUUUACUUCCCCUGAUUUGUCUAAGAUCUCUUCACAUCCAUAAUUGCAAUAAUCUGAACUCGUUUCUUCAUGAGCGUUUGGAAAGUUUUACAUGUUUGGAAGAACUGAGGAUAUCUGAUUGCCCAAGUCUGGAUUACACCUUUCCUUGUGGCUUCUGGCCUCCAAAUUUAAGAAGCCUAACGAUCGGAUGCUUAAAUAAGCCCAUGUCAGAGUGGGGCCUGCAAAAUUUUCCAACCUCUCUAGUUGAACUCAUCUUACGUGGCAAAAAUUCAGGAGUGGUGUCAUUUGCAGUGGCAGAAGAUGUCAGGAAUGACAGUACUUCAUCGUCUUUUCUUCUUCCAUCAUCACUAGCUUCUCUAGAACUUGAUGGUUUUACGGAUGUGGAAUCACUUUCACUUUCGGAGGCCUUACAACGCCUCCCUUGCCUUGAACGCCUUCAUAUUCAGUCAUGCCCAAAGCUUAGAGACCUGUUUGAGCCAACUUACAACCACCUAUCAUCUUUCACAGUAACGGUGUGCGACUAGAACAGAUAUCAAGACCAUAACAAGCAUGUUGAUCAUGUGCAACAAACUCCAAAGAUGACAGCUGUGGGUAUCAGGUAUGGUUCGUGAUUAUGGUAGUAUCAUAAGGAUUCUGUAAGUCUACAGAUUCUAAAUUUGUACGAAUAUUUUGCCAACUUUUUUCUUCUCAUUAGUAAUUAAUGGAAGUUUCUGAAA
Molecule: messenger RNA, 3884 nt
Organism: Lactuca sativa (garden lettuce)
Lineage: Eukaryota; Viridiplantae; Streptophyta; Magnoliopsida; Asterales; Asteraceae
Product: putative disease resistance RPP13-like protein 1
Molecular function (GO): ADP binding
Source: RefSeq, a predicted model, not a curated record